AUGACUUUCCUCCAAGGCCAGUGCGAGGAUGACUGCUAUUCUCCCUGCAAUUACGGGAGCCUGUACGGCUACCGGGGCUAUGACUGCGGGAGCCCCUGCGGCUACCGGGGCUAUGGGGGCCUCUAUGGCUACCGGGGCCUCUACGGCUUUGGGGACCGGUACGGCUAUGGUGGUCUGUACGGUUACCGGGGCAUUUAUGGCUCUGGGGACUGCUACGGCUAUGGGGGUCUGUAUGGCGGCUAUAGGGGCUUCUAUGGCUCUGGGGACUGCUAUGGCUACCCAGGCUUUUACUCCGGCCGCUAUGGCUACCCCUUCGGUUCACGAUAUGGCCAAAGGUUUGGCUAUGGGAGCUGCUACUCCUGCUAA
Molecule: messenger RNA, 366 nt
Organism: Charadrius vociferus (killdeer)
Lineage: Eukaryota; Metazoa; Chordata; Aves; Charadriiformes; Charadriidae
Product: keratin-associated protein 21-1-like
Exons: 1
Coding region: 1-366 (121 amino acids)
Source: RefSeq, a predicted model, not a curated record